AUGGCGUCCACCGACCUAACAUCGAAGAUAGCUCCGUUUCUGGAUCGCCAUUUGGUGUUCCCGCUGCUGGAGUUCCUUCAGGACCGUCAGAUCUACCCCGAGGAGGAGAUUUUGACGGCUAAGAUCGAGCUGCUGGGGCGCACGAACAUGGUGGACUACGCCAUGGACAUCCACAAGUCGCUGCACCACUCAGAGGAGGUUCCGCCCGCCAUGGUGGAGCGGCGCGGCGAGGUGGUCAGCCGCCUCAAGACGCUCGAGGAGGCGGCGGCGCCGCUUGUCGCGUUCCUGCAGAACCCUGCGACGGUGCAGGAGCUGCGCUCCGAUAAAGCGUACAACCUGCUCAUGCUUCAGGAGAAAUACCAGGUGAGACCAACAGAGGCUCGUACAGCGCCACGCUGGGACAACUCGACCAGCCGUCGUUGCUUCUCUCUCCGCGUCCCUAGCUCCUUUUCUCGCCGUCCCCCCCUCCCCCGGCGCCUCUCCCCUCCCUCCUUCCGAAGCUUCCGCGCGUCCGUCACUUGUCGCUCGCGCUCCUCCGCCCCCUCUUCCUUCCCCCUUCCUCUCCCCCCUGCGCAGAUCGGCGCGGAGGGCGUGGAGGCUCUCUGCUGGUAUGCCAAGUUCCAGUUCGAGUGCGGCAGCUACAGCGGCGCCGCCAUCGGCGCGGAGGGCGUGGAGGCGCUGUAUUGGUACGCCAAGUUCCAGUUCGAGUGCGGCAACUACAGCGGCGCCGCGGACUUCCUCUACCAGUACCGCCUUCUCUGCUCGUCCCCGCAGCGCGCGCUCUCCGCGUCGUGGGGCAAGCUGGCCGCGGAGCUGCUGAUGCAGAACUGGGACGCCGCGGGGGAGGAGCUCGCGCGGGUGAAGGAGAUGAUUGAUUCUCAGACCUUCGCGUCCCCGUUAGCGGUGCUGCAGGAGCGCACGUGGCUGCUGCACUGGGCGCUCUUCGCCAUGCUGCACUCGGAGAACGGCCGCUCCAACCUCGUCGACCUCUUUCUCCAGGACAAGACAAGUAAGUGCGCUCUGCCCCGCUCACUCCUCUGCCUGCAGGACAACGCCAUCCAGACGAACGCGCAGCACCUGCUGCUCUAUCUGGUGGCGGCCGUGCUCACAUGCACGCACUGCCACAGCGCAGUGAAGGAGGUGACUUUUGAGUCGACUCAAAAAUGUGCUCACAUGCACGCACUGCGUGUAAGUAGACGACUUUUGAGACGGCCGUGCUCAAAAGUCGGCUACCUGGUGGCGGCCGUGCUCACAUGCACGCACCGGCACAGCGCAGUGAAGGAGGUGGCGCGAGUGGUGGAGGAUGUGGGGGUGGGUGGAUUGAGGCCCGCUCCUGUUCCUCACCCUCUCUCUCCUCAUUCUUCCCCCAUUCUCUCCCUCCUUUCUGUCCCCUUCCCCCUCCCUCCCCCCCUCCCCCCCCCACCCUCCCCCCCUCCUCCUCACCCCCCUAUCAGGUAUCUGAGCGCAAUCCAGGCGAAUGCGCAGCACCUGCUGCGCUACCUCGUUGCAGCUGUGCUCACAUGCAAGCCCCGUCCCCUUUUCCCCUAUGCACCUCGCCCCCCUACCCCCUGCUCCCCCUCUCGCCAGACGAACGCGCAGCACCUGCUGCGCUAUCUGGUGGCGGCCGUGCUCACAUGCAAGCGCAGGCGCAGCGCAGUGAAGGAGGUGGCGCGGGUGGUGGAGGCGGAGAGGCAUGCCUACAGCGACCCGCUCACGCAAUUCCUGCUGGCGCUGGUUGUGGACCUUGAUUUCGAUGAGGCUCAGAGCCGGCUGAAGGAGUGUGAAGAGCUACUGUCGAAUGUUUUCUUUCUGGGCAAGCGCAUGGCGGAGGGAGGGCGGGUACGUGGCCCUCAGCUACUGUCGAAUGAUUUCUUUCUGGGCAAGCGCGUGGCGGAAGGCGGGUAUGUGGCGGUGCCGCUGAGGGACGAGGUGAUUGACAGUGCGCGCCUGCUCAUGUUCGAAAACUACUGCAGCAUCCACCGCCGUAUUGACAUCAAUGCGCGCCUGCUCAUGUUUGAGAACUACUGCAGCAUCCACCGCCGCAUCGAUAUCAAGGUGGUGGCAGAGAAGAAGAGCAUGGCAACGGAUGCAGCUGAGCUGUGGAUGGUGGUGGCGGAGAAGCUGAGCAUGGCAACGGACGCAGCGGAGAGGUGGAUGGCGAAUCUGAUCCGCACUGCCAAGCUGGAUGCUACCAUCGAUUCGGAGGCCGGCACGCUCGUCAUGGCCACUGCUCAACCCAACGUGUACGUUGCUGGGCAUGGGUACGAGAACCUAAUAGAGCGAUCGAGAGGCCUCACCUCUCGCACCUAUGCCCUCGCCUCCAACGUCGCAGCUAUCGCCCUGCAGCAGUAG
This is a messenger RNA of Closterium sp. NIES-65, 2352 nucleotides long. The record is from the annotation of a GenBank genome assembly. NCBI's taxonomy places the organism in Eukaryota, Viridiplantae, Streptophyta, Zygnematophyceae, Desmidiales, Closteriaceae.